AUGGGAUAUGGGCAAAGUCAAAACAUAAAGAUACGAGCUUUCAACAUCUUCGAAUCGGCGUUGGCAUCAAUUGAUGCGAUUCAUUGUGUUGUGAUGGCAAACAAGUUCAAUUCUGGGGACAAUAGAACUCGCCGUUUUGUGUCAAUUUUUAUAGUAGCUGGUCUAUGUUGUUUCUUCUACUUACUGGGAGCAUGGCAGAGAAGUGGGUUCGGAAAGGGAGACACUAUAGCAGUGGAGAUGACCAAGAGCGGAGCGAACUGCAACAUCCUCCCAAACCUCAAUUUUGAAACCCAUCAUGGCGGUGAAGCUGGAAUAAUUGACGAUUUCGAUUCAAAAGUGAAAACUUACAAGCCGUGCCAUCCUCGCUAUACUGAUUACACGCCCUGCCAAGAUCAAGCACGUGCUAUGACCUUUCCCAGGGAAAAUAUGAUUUAUCGUGAGCGGCAUUGCCCUCCUCAAGACGAAAAGUUACAUUGCCUAAUUCCGGCACCGAAUGGUUAUGUAACUCCAUUUCCAUGGCCAAAGAGUCGUGAUUAUGUUCCCUAUGCCAAUGCCCCAUACAAGAGCUUGACAGUUGAGAAGGCUAUUCAGAACUGGAUUCAGUACGAAGGCAAUGUGUUUAGGUUUCCUGGUGGAGGAACUCAAUUUCCUCAAGGAGCUGAUAAAUACAUUGAUCAGCUUGCUUCAGUGAUACCAAUCGAAAAUGGAACUGUUAGGACUGCAUUGGACACUGGUUGUGGGGUUGCAAGUUGGGGUGCAUAUCUUUGGAAGAGAAAUGUUUUAGCAAUGUCAUUCGCGCCAAGGGACUCACAUGAAGCCCAGGUUCAGUUUGCUCUUGAAAGGGGUGUUCCUGCUGUAAUUGGUGUUCUUGGAACAAUCAAGAUGCCAUAUCCAUCAAGAGCUUUUGACAUGGCUCACUGUUCUCGCUGUCUAAUUCCUUGGGGAGCAAAUGGCGGAAUUUACAUGAAGGAAGUUGAUCGUGUUCUUAGACCUGGUGGCUACUGGGUGCUGUCAGGCCCUCCCAUCAAUUGGAAGACAAACUUCAAAGCAUGGCAGCGCCCUAAGGAGGAGCUUCAGGAAGAACAAAGGCAGAUUGAAGAGACUGCUAAGCUUCUCUGCUGGGAGAAGAAAUCUGAGAAGGGGGAAAUUGGUAUAUGGCAGAAGAAAACGGAUGCCGAUUCAUGUCAUGCCUCACAAGAAAAUUCAGGAGUUACAUUUUGUAAAUCUGAAGAUCCCGAUGAUGUUUGGUACAAGAAAAUGGAACAGUGCAUUACUCCAUACAACAAUGCUAACAGGGAUGAAAGCUCUAGUGGAGAUCUCAAGCCAUUCCCCGAGAGGCUUUAUGCUGUUCCCCCCAGAAUUGCCAGUGGGUCAGUUUCUGGAGUCUCCGUCGAGUCAUAUCUCGAGGACAAUAGAGAAUGGAAAAAGCAUGUUAGUGCAUAUAAAAAGAUCAACAAAAUCAUUGACUCUGGAAGGUACCGCAACAUUAUGGAUAUGAAUGCUGGAUUGGGAGGUUUUGCUGCUGCCCUUCAUUCUCCCAAAUUUUGGGUUAUGAAUGUUGUGCCCACUAUUGCUAAAACAAAUACCCUGGGUGUUAUAUAUGAACGAGGACUGAUUGGUAUAUAUCAUGACUGGUGUGAAGCUUUCUCUACAUACCCAAGGACGUAUGACCUGAUCCAUGCUAAUGGUGUUUUCAGCUUAUACAAGGACAAGUGUGACUUUGAAGACAUUCUUUUAGAGAUGGACCGGAUUCUGCGGCCAGAAGGUGCCGUUAUAUUGAGGGAUGAAGUUGACGUGCUUGUUAAGGUGAAGAAGAUGAUAGGAGGUAUGAGAUGGGACUUCAAACUGAUUGAUCACGAGGAUGGUCCCCUCGUUCCACAGAAAAUACUGGUUGCAGUUAAACAGUAUUGGGUUGGAAACUCCACUUCCACGCAGUGA
This is a messenger RNA of Fraxinus pennsylvanica, 1938 nucleotides long. The record is from the annotation of a GenBank genome assembly. NCBI's taxonomy places the organism in Eukaryota, Viridiplantae, Streptophyta, Magnoliopsida, Lamiales, Oleaceae.